AUGGAGGCAGUGGUCGUUGACGCGGUGUCCAAGCUGCUGAAGGCCGGCAUCACGUUGUUCGAGAUCUCCUCUGCUUCCUGGGCUGGUGAUGCCCUCGAAUGUGAAGACGGACUGAGAUGGCAGGCUGCUAGUUGCCUCGGCCUCGAAGAUGAAGAUGAAGGUGGAGGAGAGCGAGCGGUACACAAACUCCACUUCUUUCACCAGCCACCCUCCCCUCUGCGCCCAGCUUGUGGAACACCUCCACACCAUCUUCGGAGCCGCCUGCCGGUGGUCGUGCUGAAGGUGUUCCUGCACUGCAAAGUGUGCGCUGGCAAGGUGAAGAAGCACCUCACCAAGAUGGAAGCGCACGGAUGCAAUGGUGGCAAGAAGAUCAUGGUCGUGUGCAUCAUCAAGCACACCAUGGCAAGCAUCCACCUCCUCACAGUGCCAAGAAAAGUAGGUGCCUAGUUUGUAAUCGUUGUUGAAGGAGGUCCAUGCUGAAGAACAUAAAACUUGUAGAGCUUGUAAAGUACCAUGCUAUUGAACUUUUGGAGCAUGUAAUUGUGACUACCAUACUGUUGUUACACUUGUAGAGCUUGCAAAGUGUAUGUUAGAGCUUAUUACGUGUUAUUUGUACAGCAGCAGCUUUGUACUGA
This is a messenger RNA of Triticum dicoccoides, 635 nucleotides long. RefSeq lists its product as uncharacterized. The coding region runs from base 1 to 447 and encodes 148 amino acids. The record is from RefSeq and is a predicted model, not a curated record. The transcript is spliced from 5 exons. Lineage: Eukaryota; Viridiplantae; Streptophyta; Magnoliopsida; Poales; Poaceae.